AUGGUCAAAUUCUACUCCACUUCAUAUAGCUACGACUACUCUUUUCCCGCCGUAUCGCUGGCCUACUUUCUACGCUACCCGAACCCAUACAGCACCCACGUGCUCUCGACCGAUGUCAUUUCGCGCGAAUAUGAUCCCGAUACCCAACGCCUGACGACAGUCCGCCUGCAUCUGAAGAAGAGCAAGCUUCCUGCUGCCAUCCUCAAGCUGCUGCCCCGAAGUAUCAUGGGUGGAGCUGAGAAUGGCGACAGUCAAGCUUACAUUCUCGAGACGACUACAGUUGACGCCAAAGAAGGUUGGAUGGAGGCUGAAAGUCGCAAUCUGGAAUGGACCGGUGUCUUGAGCGUUAUCGAGAAGCAGGUGUUCCGCCGACAUGGUUUCGAAUCACUGCAAAAACUUUCGGCCGCUGUCGACCUAUACAGCCAGCAAGCAUCUCAAAAGACAGAUGUCACAACCACUGUUACACUACAAUCACGAAUUGGCGAGAACAUCCGUCGCAGGAAAGCACAGAGACAGGCCGAAGCCGAAGCCGAAGCUGAAGCUGUCGAAGAGGAAGCUGCCCCGGCCAAGCUAGGUUUCUUCAAGUCGUGGGCUGCUAGUCCCAUGCAGCGAUCUAUUGAAGUUAUCGGUCUCCGCCGCGCCGAAAAAUCACAGCCCAAAGCAAAGGAGGGGAUGAAAGUGGUGCUCGAGCGAUUGCGACAAGGUGGACUUGUCGCGGUGCUCGAGGGUAUGCGUCAAGAUCGUGAGCUUAUGUUCGCUGGUGGGCAGGUUUGAGCUCUUCCUAACAGUUCGAUCAUUGGUGAGCCUGCGAUCAUCGAUGCUGAGCACAUGGGAGGGAAAGGUGGACAAAUUGUAUCAAAGUUUCUGGCAUUGCAACAGGUUUUAGCGCGGCGUUUCGGGCAUGAUUUCAGCGUACACAAGAUUGGUACCAAAUGGGAUAUGGAAAUGGACACCAACAAUAGGCAUGUCCGCCUGCCAAAAGGAGGAAGGACAUGGAAUCGAGCCAUCUGUAUUUUUAGUAUUCACGUUUUGAACGAGCC
Aureobasidium pullulans EXF-150 is the source of this 1040-nucleotide messenger RNA. RefSeq lists its product as uncharacterized. Gene Ontology annotation, molecular function: phosphatidic acid transfer activity. The coding region runs from base 1 to 774 and encodes 257 amino acids. Gene Ontology annotation, biological process: phospholipid transport. Gene Ontology annotation, cellular component: mitochondrial intermembrane space. The transcript has a single exon. Lineage: Eukaryota; Fungi; Ascomycota; Dothideomycetes; Dothideales; Saccotheciaceae. The record is from RefSeq and is a predicted model, not a curated record.